CAUAACUGCAGAUCUGAAGGAGUGCUUGGGGCAGUCUCGCGCAAGGCUUUCCGUUCUCAUUGAUAAAAUGGACGACACCGAAUUUCAAGAUAAUUUCGGCGCGCUAGAUGCGCUGCGGCUUUGCGAGCUUUACGCUGAUGUCCAUCAGGUGGUACCAGGGGAGCGCCUGACUCAGGACGUGAAGUCCCUGUGGCGCGACAUCUGGGAUAAGCUUGCGAAGCUGGUACAAACCUAUUAUGCCGAACAGGGCUGGACGAGGCCGCCACGGAGGAUGCUUGCCGAUGCUGGGGAGGGUUGGACUAUAUCGAACCCUAGCCAGGAUACGUCGCAGACAUCUCCCGAAACCUUGUACUCUGAGGACCAAGAGUUGGCGAGGUCGUGCCUUGGGAUGAUGCAGUCCGACACGGAAGCACCCGGCGACCUGAUCCUUGCACUAGAGUGUUUCGUUCCGCC
Phanerochaete carnosa HHB-10118-sp is the source of this 453-nucleotide messenger RNA. RefSeq lists its product as uncharacterized. Lineage: Eukaryota; Fungi; Basidiomycota; Agaricomycetes; Polyporales; Phanerochaetaceae. The record is from RefSeq and is a predicted model, not a curated record. The transcript has a single exon. The annotation marks the transcript as partial.